Messenger RNA from Symbiodinium sp. CCMP2456, 1068 nucleotides. Lineage: Eukaryota; Dinophyceae; Suessiales; Symbiodiniaceae. The record is from the annotation of a GenBank genome assembly.
AUGGCGGGUAGCUGUUGUUGCUGUCAGGUGGACAUUCCUCGGGUAGCCCGCUUGGUGCGGCCCUGCUUGCCAGAUCUGGAGCUUGGGAGCCUGCCGCUGCCCGAAGCCCACGAUUUGGACUUCGAGCCGACCUGGCGAGAUCUGCCAUAUGCGGAGGAGCUACCAGAGCCCUGUCAUGACGACGAGUUCUUGGGAGGGGAAGAAGCCGGGUUGGAGCGGCUGGCCGACUAUCUGUGGAGGACCGACUUCCAGUACACGUUUCACGCAGACCGCUUGGAGCAUUUCGGUGAGUACUAUGCAUCCAGAUUGGGGCCCUGGAUGGCACAUGGCUGUCUCUCGCCCCGCAAGGUCUUUGAAGAGAUUUGCCGCUGCGAAGUCCACUCUCCGGGCCUGUCACACACGCAGCGCCUGGCGGUCGAGUUGACUUGGCGGGACUUCUUCCGAUACCUGUCCGGGAAGCAUGGUAACGGCAUCUUCCGUGAAGGUGGGGUGAAAGGCUACAAGCGACAGUGGAAGCAGGACGUUCGCAUGUUCAAUCUCUGGUCGGAAGGUCGAACUGGCUACCCACUCGUGGACGCCUGCAUGCGCGAGCUGGGAGUCACUGGCCUGGCAUCAAACCACGCGCGGCUGAAUGCAGCGUCCUUUCUUGCCUGCAGCAUGGGCUUCGACUGGAGGCGCGGUGCAGAUUGGUUUGAGAGCCAUCUUCUAGACUAUGAUGUAACCUCCAACUGGGCGAAUUGGGUCCGCUGCGCUGGCCUCACGGAGGGUCGCCUGAGCUCUUUCAACGUGGUCAGGCAGUCGCAAAAGCUAGACCCAGAGGGGGUGUACCUGAAGCGCUGGCUGCCAGAGUUGGAGCAGGUCGACGCCCCUUUGAUCCACGAACCGUGGCUGAUGACCAGCGAGGAGGCCUCGGUCUCGGGUGCCUCCGCUUACCCGCCUCCCUGCAUCGACCCGUCCUUCUUCGAGGGCCGCUUUGGGCCUCGCCAGGGGGCAGCGAGGAUUCCGCCGGAGCGAUACAAGGAGGACCUGGCAAAAGAGCCGGCUCGCGACGUGCAUGGCGAAGUAUAG